AUGUCUGUCUUUAGGGCUUUUGAUUUUUCUGGUGAAGUCGCAAUUGUGACAGGCGCGGGCUCGCGUAUGGACGGUGAGAUUGGUAAUGGACGAGCCACAGCCAUACUUCUUGCCAGGCAAGGUGCGCGUGUAGCCUUGGUGGACUCGAACCUCGGUUGGGCACAAGAGACGAAGCGAAUGAUUGAAAAAGAACAAGGUAUUGCUGAAGUGAUCCAAGCAGAUGUGACAGUCGAGGAAAGCUGCAAGUUAGCUGUUGCUCGAACCAUUGAGUUGUUCGGAACAGUGCAUGUUCUCGUCAAUAUUGUCGGAGUCGGCGGUGCCAUGGGAGAUGCUGUUGAGCUCAAUGUUGAUGCGUGGGAAAGAGAUUUUCGCAUCAAUGUCACCAGUAUGAUGCUCAUGUCUCGCCAUGCAAUUCCAGAAAUGAGAAAGAAUGGCAGAGGAGCCAUUGUCAAUAUGAGCUCGGUCAGUGGUUUGCUUGGGGGGAAUCCGUCACUGCUUUACCCUACCAGCAAAGGGGCCGUGAUCCAAAUGACCAGAGCCAUGGCUGCUCAGCACGGGCCUGAAAAUAUUCGCGUCAAUUGCGUCGCCCCUGGAAUGGUUUAUACACCAAUGGUGAGGGGCCGAGGCAUGACAGAUGAGAUGCGACAAGCUCGAAUCAAUCAAAAUCUCCUGAAGCAAGAGGGAACAGCGUGGGACGUUGGAUAUGCGAUUUUGUUUCUGUGCAGUAAGGAAGCCAAGUGGAUCACUGGACUUGUUAUGCCAGUUGAUGGCGGCACAACCGCAGGAAAAGCAGAUCGUCCUGCGCUGAAAGCAGAUACACUCGCUGAAAGCAACACUGGGAUACCCAACUAA
Molecule: messenger RNA, 852 nt
Organism: Pestalotiopsis fici W106-1
Lineage: Eukaryota; Fungi; Ascomycota; Sordariomycetes; Amphisphaeriales; Sporocadaceae
Exons: 8
Coding region: 1-852 (283 amino acids)
Molecular function (GO): oxidoreductase activity, acting on the CH-OH group of donors, NAD or NADP as acceptor
Source: RefSeq, a predicted model, not a curated record